This is a messenger RNA of Dermatophagoides farinae (American house dust mite), 2856 nucleotides long. Lineage: Eukaryota; Metazoa; Arthropoda; Arachnida; Sarcoptiformes; Pyroglyphidae. The record is from RefSeq and is a predicted model, not a curated record.
CAAAUUAAUGAUUAUCACGUUAAUAUCCAAUUGAAGAAAAGAAAUCAUUAAUCGUUAAUGUUUUUACUAUUUUUGGAUUUUGUUGUCGUUAUUGUCAACCAACUUAAUAGAUAGCCAUGAAGAAUGAAUGUUCGAUUCAAGUGACAUUUUAUAUUUCGAUUUCAAUAAAUUCUAUCCAUGAAUUGAAACACAAUGACCAAUAUUGAUGAAAAUCAAGUUCGAAAAUAUUUGAAUGAAAAUUACAAUUUUAGCCGUGAUUGGUUUAUUGAAAAUGCUAACGGUGACAUUAUUCGUGAAUGGUUCAAUUGUCGAAAAAAAUCCAGCAAUAUUUCCGAAAAAGAUGAACAAACAAAUAAUGGUAAUCGAUGGCUUAUGAAAAAUUUAUCAAUUCUUUCGAAUCAAUUAUCAACAUCGAACACAAGUGAACAACGAGAUCCAAAUUCAAUCACAAAAGAAUUACUUGAUAAUAUUUUGGAUAGAAAUUUUCGAAAAUCAGCUAAUUCGGAAAAAAUUCGUGUAACAACAAGUGAAAAACGACGAAAACUUGUUGGAUUAUCGGAAGAACAACUUUUGGUGGAAUUAAUUAUUGAUAUCAUCAAUGAAUUGGAUGUGGAUAUUUUAUGUCAUAAAAUAUUGACAAAUGUUUCCGUAUUGAUCAAUUGUGAUCGUGCAUCAUUGUUUCUGGCUAAAGGAAAUCGUAAAAAUCGUUAUUUGGUUGCAAAAUUAUUUGAUGUCACACCUGAUUCUCAACUACAAGACGCCUUGGUUGUUUCUGACAAUAAUAAUUAUAAUAAUAAUAAUAACAACAGUGGUGGUCGUCCAAAAGUCCCACCUAUUCCAUUUGGAACUGGAAUCGUUGGACAUGUUGCAAAGACAAAGGAAAGUGUCAACAUUAAGAAUGUCUAUCAAGAUUCACGUUUUCAUAAAGAAAUUGAUAUUCGAACUGGUUAUCAUACAAAAUCUUUGAUCUGUCAACCAAUUGUCAAUUCAAGUGGUGAUGUAAUUGGUGUUGCAGAAUGUGUCAAUAAACUUUCCGAUGAAUCUUGUUUUACUGAAAAUGAUGAAAAGGUAAAGUUCACUGUCUGUGUAUUGAUUUCAUUUUAUUUUAUGAUUCGCUUUUUGCAGAUUUUUCGAAAAUAUCUGACAUUUUGUGGAUUUAGCAUACAGAAUGCACAACUUUUUCAGCUAUCAAUUCUUGAAUACAAACGUUAUCAGCUAUUGUUGAACAUUGCAAAAGUUAUAUUCGAAGAUACAACCAAUUUAGAAACAAUGGUCAAGAAAAUUAUAGAAAAAACCAAAACACUUCUUGAUAUAGAUAAAUGUCGUGUCUAUAUCAUGUCUAGGCAACAAAUCUCGGACGAUCAUAAUAAUGAAAUAAAGAAUAUGUUUGAAGCCAUUUUUGAAUUGGAUAGUGAUACUAAUCAAGUCGAAUUGAUUAGAAUUGAAGAAAAUGACAACGGAUCGGAUGUUCCAUCAUAUUACGCUCAACAGGCAGCUGUUAAUAGAAAAACUUUGAAUUCUGAUGAAUUAUUAUUAUUGGAACCAGUGGUUGACAGUGUAAAUAUAGUUUUUAUAGGUUUCAAGCGAAAACUUUUUAAAAAAAAAAAACCGGACUAUCGUUUAUUUUUCUCUGGAAAACAGAAUCUCUCCAUCUUAUCGGUACCGAUUUUCAACAAUGAAAACAAACUUUUAGGCAUAGCUCAAUUGAUCAAAACAGAAUCAAAAGUAUUCACUGAUGCUGAAACUGGUGUUAUCGAAGCAUUUUCCAUAUUUUGUGGUUUAGGUUUACAAAGUUGUUUAAUUUAUGAGGAGGCAAUCAAAUUGAAUGCACAACAACAAAUUUCAUUGGAAAUAUUAGCCUAUCAUGCAUCGGCCAAUGAAGAAGAGGCCACAUUAUUCAUGAAUAAUAAAAUUCCAUUGGUAAAUGUUUAUCAUUUGGAUAGUUUUGAUUUUGAUGAUAUCGAAAUGAAUGAUGAUGAAACCGUUGCUGCAUUUAUUCGAAUUUUUAUGGAAUUAAAUUUUUUGGAAACAUUCAAAAUAUCUUAUAAAGUACUUUGCCGAUGGAUAUUGACUGUGAGAAAAAAUUAUCGUCGCGUCAUCUAUCAUAAUUGGCGUCAUGCAUUGAAUGUGGCACAAACAAUGUUUGUCAUCAUUGAGAAAUGCAAAUUGAAAGAAAUUCUCAACCAAAAAGAACGAUUUGCAUUGAUUGUUGCUUCAAUUUGUCAUGAUCUGGAUCAUCGUGGUUUGAAUAAUUCAUUUCAAGCAAAAACAAGUCAUCCAUUGACAAAAAUUUAUAGCACUAGUUAUAUGGAAAAUCAUCAUUUCAAUUGUACAAUGUUGAUUUUAAAUUUAGAGGGUAAUAAUAUUUUGGAAAACGUCAGCAGCACUGAUCGAGAAGAAAUUAUCAAAAUAAUAGAACAAUGCAUAUUAUCCACUGAUUUGGCUGAAUAUAUUCGGAAAAACAAAAAAUUUGCCGAUCUUAUUCAAUCAGCCAAAAUGGAUUUGAAUGAUUUGAAAAAUAAAGAACUUUUACGUGAUAUGCUUAUGACAGCUUGUGACUUGUCAGCCAUCUGUAAACCGUGGCCUAUUCAAAAACGAAUCGCUAGUCUUGUUGCCGAUGAAUUCUAUCUACAAGGUGAUCUUGAAACUCGUCUAAAUCUAAAUCCAUUACCCAUAAUGGAUCGUAAACAGAAAGCCAAUUUACCACAAGGACAAGUUGGUUUCAUCGACAAUAUCUGUCUUCCACUAUAUCAAAUUUUAUCAGAAUUCCGUCCGAGAUUGAAACCACUUUAUGAUGGUUGCCUAGCUAAUCGUAAAAUGUGGCAAGAAUUGAUGAAUGAAAAUGGCAUCAAUUAG